Molecule: messenger RNA, 4001 nt
Organism: Exophiala oligosperma
Lineage: Eukaryota; Fungi; Ascomycota; Eurotiomycetes; Chaetothyriales; Herpotrichiellaceae
Exons: 2
Coding region: 2531-3475 (314 amino acids)
Source: RefSeq, a predicted model, not a curated record
CGAAGGGGGGGGGGACUCACCAUCUCAAGACCAAUGAUGCCACCACCAAUGACGACCAUCCUCUUGGGCACUUCUUGGAGUGCAAUUGCGCCGGUGCUCGUGAUGACCUUCUUCUCGUCGAUCUCGAGGCCGGGGAACGGCGUCGUCUCGCUACCAGUAGCGAUGACGAUGUUCUUACCCCGGAUCUCGGUUUCACCGCCGUCCAAAAGAUUGACCUUGACCGUGUGCUCAUCCUUGAAGGAUCCGGUGCCCUUGAUGUAGUCGACCUUGUUUUUCUUGAACAGAAACUCCACACCCUUCGUCAGACCGGAGACGGACUCGUCCUUGGCCUUCAUCAUUUGCGUCAGGUUGAGCUUGACAUCUCCAACAUCAAUGCCACGCUUUUUCGUGUCGUGUAGGAUUUGGUGGUACAGAUGUGAGUUGUUGAGGAGCGAUUUGGAGGGAAUGCAGCCGACAUUCAGACAUGUGCCACCUAGCGAACCUCUCUUUUCGAUGCAAGCAGUCUACACACACGUUAGUCUCUGCCUUGUAUGUCCGGUGUUUGUAGUCCUUUCAUGCUCUGACCUUCAGACCCUCUUGUCCAGCUUUUAUCGCACCGACGUAGCCAGCCACGCCGCCGCCAAUGAACACCACAUCGUAGUCCGAAGCUUCAGAUGCGUAUCCUCUCCUCCGCUGUUGAUUCUGGGACACUAUCUGGAAGCUGGGAGCUGUUCGGAGGUUUGCUGGGCCAAACUGCGGAGCUUUUGAUGAGAGCAGCGAUCGACUCGCCCUUGGCACUAGAGUCUUGAGCAUGUUGAGGUGGACGAUCAAGGACGACAAAAGGUACUGCUAGGGAAGAAAGGGAAUAAUGCGACAAAGGCGUCGCAAGGUAACGGGAUAAGUCACCAGAGAUGUUUGUUGAAGGGAGGUAAAAUGAUCUGAGAAAUGAUGCGGAGCGGAUCGAUUUGGAUGGCGAAGCUCUUCAAACAAUCGCCGCAUCUCGUUCGGGGAGACUUGGGCCAAGCCCGGACCAGUCUCGAAUUGCUGCCCAUUGAUUUGGCCAGCGACGCCCAUAAACAGCCGCGAAUAGCCACCACUGGCCCCUAUAAACUCCCAGCUAGGCACCAAUCGUCACCACCUACGGAAGAUGAGAAACUCGCCCAGAUUUCCUUCGGUGUUCUCGCACUCCCGACAUAUCCGAAUGUCUAGUACACACGAGGCUGCCAUCGAGACCAAUCUCCACGAGUACAAUCACACAUCGUUAGAAAACACACGAAAUGUUCCAAAAGGCCAAUCUACGGUUCUCCCCGUGAUGUCCCCCGCUCCAAGGUCCGUAGGCGUCUAUCAUAGCACCACCGUCGUAAAGGAUUUAAGUAUCAGACUCAGCCUUCAUUUGCUAUUAUCAACAAUCUCGCAACGACGACAAUUGAGCAAAUUACAAUGAAAGCACACAGGUAGGAGCCUCUUCGCCUCUAUAGCUGCUCUUUACGGCUUCAAUGAUCUUGGGUUUCGAAGCGCCUUCGUAUGGUUCACCUGGAAGACAUUUCUAAUCCUCAAUGCGCCACCGAGCUCGAUCGGUAAAUUACAGAUUGACCGAACGGAAUGCAUUUGAUUUGGCUGCCCUAUUGGUGAAAUGUAUGGCCAUAUCGUAGGUCGCUCCAACAACAUACUGUCUCCGGUGAGGGAAUACUCGAGGAUCGCUGAUCAGAUGAGGCACUCCAAGUACCUACCGUCUUUCAGGCCCAAUACAAUCCUUCCCAGACUUCCAGAGGAGCUUUUCGGGAGCUCAGUUGUGACGAAUAUGACCAUGGCAAUGAUGCUCAUGACAGACGGGCCAAACUACAAUAUUUGAGACUGUAAGACAGAUCUCGUCUCUUGUUCACACAUAUUUCUGUGAUCGCAGGCUCGAAGCCACGCCCGUCUGUCGUAUUGCCUUCCUCUCGGGACAUAUGCCUGAUUACUGAUCAUUCCAGAGGCCCAAGAGAUCGCCUGCCAUUUCAUUCUUUCAAGGAUACAAACAGUCGCACAAUCACCGAGCUCGACGGUCGAAAUAUGGAGCAAUGAAAGAAAGUGUUGGCAAAGACCGCUGCAGGAUUCGCCGUCAACUUUGAGACUUGAAUCUUCGCAGCGUGCGCCUCACGCCGGCUAUAAUACCAUCCCUCUUUUAAUGUCUAAGGCUGCCUGAAUCUAUUUAAUUUACGAUCACAGUCGGGACCAUUCCAAAGGGGUUUUUUGGUUACAAGCCGAGUGUACCAUGAAACAAGACCUCCGAGUCUCGAAACGGGCAACGAUAUCGACAUGGAAAUCGAUUGAACAGCAUCAUCACCAUGAGUCAGUGUCUCAAGGCCACCAAGCUCUCUGAAAAUAUAUAAAGUCUCGUUGGCACGGCUCACAAAGAUGGCGGGGCCAUUCCACAAGUACUUGCCACUGCUUCCACCACCAGGUAACUUUCAAUUCAGCAUCCCCAGGAUUUUGCUUGCCCUGUCGAACUUCCAAGACCAAGUGGUUCUUCUAUGUUAUCGAAAGUCAGCAGUGACCGACAUACUAUAAGAUGAGUUCAACGACGAAAAGCGAAGCCCAGGUCCAAGAGAUCCUGGAGGGGUAUGCCAAAGCGAUGCGACACAUGCCGCGCUCUCCCAUCAUGCACGACCCGUCCGAAGUCGGUCUCGAAUACGAAGACGUCUUUUUCCCUUCCUACGACGGGGUCCCUCUCGAAGGGUGGUUCAUCCCGUGCCCAACCUCGGACAAACUCAUCAUCGCCAACCACCCCAUGACUUUUUCCAGGGCCGGCAUGCCUUCGCACAUUGAACCCUGGAGGUCCAUCUUCGGCGCCACGGGGAACAACGUCGAAGUGAACUUUGUUCCCGACUACAAGGUUCUUCACGACGCCGGUUACAACGUGCUGGCCUACGACCUGCGCAAUUUCGGUCACAGCGGACCCGCAAACUCCGGCGCGGCGAGUGCCGGGAGGUACGAAGCUCGCGACGUGGUCGGAUCGAUCAUCUACGCCCGCGGUCGACCGGACACCAAAAACAUGACCGUGGGACUUUUCAGCCGUUGUCUGGGUUGCACCUCUACCCUGUGGGCCAUGCACAAAUUCCCUCAGUUCUUCAAGGACGGCAACGUUCGUUGUCUGGUGGGACCCCAACCCAUCUCUCCACAGACAAUCAUGGAACGCAACUUCGAACGUGAUGGGAUCCCCAUGGAGAAGAUGACCGAGUUGGAUCAAUUGGUACGGUUGCAGACAGGGUUUGGUCUGUUCGAGCUGGGUCCCAGGAUCCCUUCCAAGAGCGUCCAUACACCCACCUUCAUCUAUCAAGUCAAGGAUGACCUGAUGACCAAACCGAUCGACGUGCAGACGGUGUACGACAAUAUCCCAACCAAAGAGAAAAAACUCUUCUGGAUCGAAGGCACCACCCGAAGGUGGGACGGGUACAACUAUUUCCAGAACCAUCCGGAGCAAAUGCUCGAGUGGUUCGAAAGGUACAUGAAGUGAGGCAUUCGAAUGUAUAUACCCUCCUCUCUCCAACUCCUCUUGACCUAUUCUACUUUAAUUUCUUUGUUUUCCUUGCUUCUCAGUAACUGGCGGGUGUGUAGUGACCCUCCCAUCUAUCAUACCGGUGAUACUGCCGCUCUGCUACCGAGCACAGCCUCACGUCCCCGUGGCAGCGUGAUGAGUUAUACUCGUCGAGGACCCCAGCUAUUCCGGUCCAGCCGGGUCCGUCAUCGUCUUCAAAAGCCCGCACGAUGAGUCUGCCCAAAUCGCAAGAGUCCGUGACGGCGGUAUUUGCCCCGGCACCUUUGAAAGGGAUCAUGGUGUGAGCCGCGUCGCCCAUAUACGUCACUCUCCCUCCCUUUGGCAGUGUCUCCGGUGGGACGUACUCGACGAACUUGAUGCAAGGCAUGUUCAUCCCUCCCGGACCUGUUUUAUGGAUGAUGCUGGUCAACCACGCUGGCAUGUCGCGCGUCAGCUCGACACAUUUGUCGUACAAGGUCUGGCGAUCGGCCUCGGCUGCCCAGUU